CAAAGUUGGCAUAGUUAGGUAUGAACUGCCCCUCUCGCUGCUGCAUCACUCUUCCCUGAGAGAGGGAAAUGUCAAGGCUGUGAAAGAGAUGCAGCAGCAAGAGAGAAACAGAGGUGGAUGACAGAAAAGUCCCUGAAACCUGUCGGGCACCUCUCUCAAGGCUGUGGCCUUGGUACCUCAUCAGUGCGUCAGGUGUGUAGUGUGCUGAUUGGCCACAGUGGUAACAGUGAUGCAACAGGACUCUUCUUGUGUUCUUAUCCCACAGCAGGGGUAGGCACACUAAGGCCCGGGGUCUGGAUACAGCCCAGUCACCUUCUCAAUAUAGCCCACGGAUGGUCUGGGAAUCAGCGUGUUUUUACAAAAUCAGUAUCUUGAAAGAACACUCUACCAAAUAAAAAAUAAAAAGUCACCAACCGUCUGUGAAAGGGUGUCACUUCUGGGACUUGAGCAACACAAUAUUCUCUUCAAGGUCAUGAAGCCUGGGAGGUUUUGAUAAGCAAAUGCUGUGGAGGGGUUUAGUUCCUCAUUGGCUGCCUGGUUCACCACCAGAUUUUGACAUGAGUAUAAUCAGAUUGAAAAAUCAGGGAGGAGAAUGAGGUAAAGUGAAGAAGGGGAAGAAAGAGGGAGAUGUGUCUAACUUCAGCUGACAGCAAGACUGUGGAAAAGUCAUAGAGAAGGAAACUUCACUGUGAGGAUCGUCCCUGAGGAAAAGUCUACUUUCAGCAAUUCUGCAAUAACAGCUGAACACGAAAUGCCAAGGUCUUUCUUAGUGAAGAGUAAGAAGGCAAACUCUUAUCACCAGUACCGAGUUGUGGAUGAUGGUCUCCUGGUUCCGAAAUGGGACCCGGCAACAGUUGUGCCCUCCACUGCAGUUAUUCAUGGCCACAACACCCCCAAGGACAGCGAGGCCCUCAGCACUGGUUGUCCACAAGGCCCUGCUCCAAAAGAUGGAAAUGAACCCAAAGGAGUCAAAGAAGAGUAUGUUCUCCCUGCCCAUAGUAUGACCAGAACAGUGUCAGGACCUCUGAUAUCAGAGAUGCCUGUCCAAGCUCUGAAAUCCAACGACAGUGGCUCAGUUGAAAGUGUGGCCACCUUUUACAAGCCCAAUUUUGCUUGGAGUGCCUUCCGUCCUCCAUACAGCUACAGGCCAACUUCUUCUACCCUUCUGGAACAUUCCGUUAGCCUGUAUGAGAACCACCUCCUCCCAGCCUCAGAGCCACCCCUUGACUACAGCCUGAGAUUCUCACCGGACAUGGAUACAUACCACUGUGUGAUCUGUAACAAGAUAUUUUCUACCCCACAUGGACUGGAGGUCCACGUCCGACGAUCCCACAGCGGCACACGACCCUUUGCUUGCGACACCUGCGGCAAAACGUUUGGGCACGCUGUGAGUCUGGAGCAACACGCCAACAUUCACUCUCAGGAGAGAAGCUUUGCAUGCAAAAUGUGUGGGAAGACUUUCAAACGCUCUUCCACCCUCUCCACCCACUUGCUGAUCCACUCAGACACAAGGCCGUACCCCUGCCAGUACUGCGGGAAACGCUUCCACCAGAAGUCAGACAUGAAGAAACACACUUACAUCCACACAGGGGAGAAGCCACACAAAUGCCAGGUCUGCGGCAAAGCCUUCAGCCAGAGCUCCAACCUCAUUACGCACAGCCGCAAGCACACUGGCUUCAAGCCGUUUAGCUGCGAGCUCUGCGGCAAGGGUUUCCAGCGCAAGGUGGAUCUGCGGCGACACCGGGAGAGUCAGCAUAGCCUCAAGUGAGAAGAGGAGAGCAGCCUUCUGUGUUCAGCUAAGGGGAGAUGGCUGACAUCAGGAGAGAUCCUUGUGGAGAGAGGAGAGUGUGCCCAAGAUGAAUUUCCUCCUGUUCAUCAAGAGAGAGAGACAAUGAAGGAGCCUAAGGAAGAGCAGCAUUGUUCUCCUCCAGAAGGCCCAUUGCUUAGGCUCAGUUUUCCCCACCUGUAGAUUUUCUUCUCCUUCAAUGGAGGCCAGUCAAUGGAGACAGUAUAGAGCUAGACAGCUCAACAGCCUGACAUGGUUUGAGGCCCCCUCUGCACUGUACGUUUAAAGCUGUCUCGUACCACGGCUUAUAGUUUGCUAAGGAGGCUGAGAGUAAUUUGGAGACUCCCCAUUCCUUUCACAGAACUACAAUUCCCAGAGUUCCCCUGGAAGGCGAAUUAGGUGUUAAACCACUCUGGGAAUUCUCCCUCCAAAGAAUCCUGGGAAGUGUAGUUUGUUAAGGGUGCAUAGUAGUAGUAUUCCCUUAACAGAGCAACAAAUCCCAAAGUUAAGAGGGAUUGGUUGUUCAACCAAUCUGGAAACUGUAGCUUUGGGAAGGGAAAAUGGAUCUCCCAAGUACUCUUACACCCUUAACAAGCUACAGUUCCCAUAAUUUCUUUGGGGAGGCUAUGAAAGUUGAAAGCUGUAUGAUACAGCUUUAAAUGUACAGUGCAGAUGGAGCCUAAGUCUGUUCCAUAUAAUCUGCCCGCAAAACAAGUGCUCUGUCACUGAGCUAAGGCCCUUCUGGGAUAAUUUUUUUAUUUGCUGAACUGUCAUGGCUUCCUCCAAAGAAUCCUAGGAAAUGUAGGUUACUGAGAGUAGGACAUUUCCUACUACAGGGGUACCUUGGGUUAAGAACUUAAUUCGUUCCGGAGGUCCGUUCUUAACCUGAAACUGUUCUUAACCUGA
Podarcis muralis (Common wall lizard) is the source of this 2692-nucleotide messenger RNA. RefSeq names its product growth factor independent 1B transcriptional repressor (gene GFI1B). The record is from RefSeq and is a predicted model, not a curated record. Gene Ontology annotation, molecular function: DNA-binding transcription factor activity, RNA polymerase II-specific. Gene Ontology annotation, biological process: regulation of transcription by RNA polymerase II. Lineage: Eukaryota; Metazoa; Chordata; Lepidosauria; Squamata; Lacertidae. Gene Ontology annotation, cellular component: nucleus.